AUGAACAUGAAGGAAGAGAUGAAGGCUCUUCACACUCCUCCAAUUACAAAUACGAAGUUCGAUUUGUCGCAAUCGAUUAGGGAAUCAUAUAGGGUGCAGCAGGCCUCACCCACGGAAGAUCUGCAAGAUACAGGUAGUCCAGCUUCAGGAUCAAAUGUUGAGUUGACGAAGGAGGAAAUUGUCCAGGAGGUCAAUGCGAUUGAAGAUCUGCCACCGGAGUUAUCUAAACUGAUCGAUGUCUUCAUAAAUGAUCUGAAGCAACCGAAAUAUGUUAAGCCUUUAAACAUUCUGCAAUUGUCGUCAUUAUUCCAAAGCUUCUACACAAAGUUUGAUAGAUCUUCAUUUAACUAUCUGGUAAAUGCACCUAGCACUAGCCAGCCAACGUUCCUAUCGGCUAGGGAAACACUCAGUAGUGGCUUAAGUGGGAUUUUUGCUCGAAGCAGGAGCAGUAGUGGAAGCUCUUUCAAAAGAGAUAGAAGAUCUUCUUCCUUGCUCAGUACGGAUUCGAAUAAUGUGACACCAAUGUUGUCAUCAGAAGAAAUUAACAGACAAUUAAAGAUGAAUGAGCUGAAUAACUUAAAAGUAGAGAGAUUCAUGGAACUAUGCGAGCGUGAUGUAUUUCAACGAAUUUCAAGAGUUGGUACAUCAGUGCCAUCGCCAUCAAGAGACGAGCGCCACAAGAGGAUCAAUGGUAGAGACAACUUUAGAGUCUCCAACUUAUUUAGGAACAGUCCCGAGUAUGGUGAGUAUGAUAAAAUGCUCUCCGAGAAAAUGCAAGUCAUCUCAAAGAUCUCGAGUGAUGGUAGAAUUGAUCUGGUGAAGUUUUUGGGACUACAUGAAAAUGCCGAUCUAAACCGUUUUGAAGAAAUUCAAGAAGUCCUAUAUGACCUUGCCUAUAACUCAGUAGCACCUAGCGAAAAAGUUGAUUUGCUGCUCAAGGUGCAUCAAUCGAUGAUGUACUCGCAUGAGAUGUCAAAUGACGAAUUUCUAUCACUGAUAAUAUACUACAUGGUCAAAGUAUGCCCAAGGGAUAUCUUCUUGAACACAGAAUUUAUCAGGCUGUUUAGGUAUAAGAAAAAAUUGGUUCAAAAGGAACUAUUUGCAUUAACCAAUCUAGAAGCGGCCUUGGUCUUUGUCGAAGGCCUCACGAUUAAUGAUUUUCCGCCUGAAUUACAGGGCAAGUUAGCAUCCAGUGAACUAAAGUUGCUUGAAAGCCCUAUCAGCAGCAAAAUCACUUUGCCAGAUCAAUCAAAACAUGACACUUACGCCAAUAAUCAUAACAUAACUAAUGGUUUACAGGAAGUCCACCAUCCAGAGGUCAUGAGAUCUUACGACAGUCUCAGGACCGCGUUCGACUCGUCGCUUAGAAAUAUAUUUGGCAAAAUACGGUCGUACACACCACCUGCCACAUUGCAGCCGGUGCCUCUUCCUAGAUCUUCUUCCCAGUUCUCACUUGAGAAUGAAAGAAAAGCAUGUGGCACCCCCAUGGCAAACAACAAUACAAUGUCUACUUCGGUGAAGAAAUUCAAAGACCGAGACUUCGAUGAAUUGACGGUCUCAGAGAUGAAAGAAAUAUUUGAAAUUUACCAGAAAUUGGUUGGUUGA
This is a messenger RNA of Torulaspora delbrueckii, 1605 nucleotides long. It is a transcript of the gene MUK1, whose product is annotated as guanine nucleotide exchange factor MUK1. NCBI's taxonomy places the organism in Eukaryota, Fungi, Ascomycota, Saccharomycetes, Saccharomycetales, Saccharomycetaceae. Bases 1 to 1605 code for a protein of 534 amino acids. The transcript has a single exon. The record is from RefSeq and is a predicted model, not a curated record.